Molecule: messenger RNA, 2345 nt
Organism: Salvia miltiorrhiza (redroot sage)
Lineage: Eukaryota; Viridiplantae; Streptophyta; Magnoliopsida; Lamiales; Lamiaceae
Product: polyadenylate-binding protein 7
Exons: 10
Coding region: 265-2094 (609 amino acids)
Cellular component (GO): ribonucleoprotein complex
Molecular function (GO): RNA binding
Source: RefSeq, a predicted model, not a curated record
AAACAAACCAACACACACACACACACACACACACUCACUCCUCUCCUACUCUCUCAUCGUCCUCACCCCCCCUUAAUUACCUUCCUAUUUUUCAUUUAAGGAAAAUAAAAUCUCCUGCGUUAUACGAUUUCCAAAUUCUCUCACAUUCCAUCGUAACUCCUCACCUAAUAGUAAUACCGCUGAAUACUCUGCGUAACGCCUCCAAUUUUUUGAUCGAGAAACGCAGGAGGAGAUCGCUCGCUGCUGUCGGUUAUCGAAGGAUCAAUGGCGUUGGAAGCGGCGGUAACGGCGACGCCGGCGUCUCUGUACGUCGGAGACUUGCAUCCCGACGUGACCGAAGGUAUGUUGUACGAGGCUUUCAACGAGUUCAAGACCCUGGCCUCCGUCCGCGUCUGCCUUGAUUCCUCCACCGGCCGCUCGCUCUGUUAUGGCUACGUCAACUUCGUUUCGCCUCAAGAUGCCAUUCGUGCUAUUGAAUUGAAAAAUCAUUCCACAUUGAAUGGAAAAGUGAUAAGGGUUAUGUGGUCGCACCGUGAUCCGGAUGCACGAAAAAGUGGAGUUGGAAAUGUCUUUGUCAAGAAUUUGAGCGAUUCAGUAGAUAGCGUUAAGCUUCAAGAAAUGUUUCAGAAGUUUGGUGAUAUAUUAUCUUGUAAAGUAGUCACUUCUGAUGACGGGAAAAGCAGAGGAUAUGGCUUUGUCCAGUUUGAGUCUGAAGCCUCUGCAAAAGCGGCCAUUGAGAAGCUCAAUGGCUCAGCUGAUGGAGGAAAACAGAUGUAUGUAGGUAAAUUUGUCAAAAAAAGUGAGCGAGCUCUUCCUUGUCAUGAGGUGAAGUAUACAAACCUAUAUGUGAAGAAUCUAGAUACAGGUAUAUCUGAGGAAGUUCUUAAGGAAAAGUUCUCUCAAUAUGGAAAAAUUGUGAGCUUAGUCAUCUCAAAAGAUGAGAAUGGUGCAUCGAGAGGGUUUGGGUUUGUUAAUUUUGACAAAGCAGAAGACGCCAAAUCUGCAGUAGAAGCUUUGAAUGGAUCACAACUUGGCUCAAAGGUUUUAUAUGUUGCUCGGGCACAAAAGAAAUCUGAACGUGAGGAAAUGUUACGCCGCCAGUUUGAGGAGAAAAGGAAGGAACAGAUCCUGAAAUACCAGGCUGCAAAUGUGUAUGUGAAGAAUAUUGAUGAUGAAAUCUCUGAUGAUGAGCUAAGACUGCAUUUUAGUCAGUGUGGCACGAUUACCUCUGCAAAGAUAAUGAGAGAUGAUAAAGGAUUAAGCAAAGGGUUUGGAUUUGUUUGCUUCUCAACACCCGAAGAGGCAAAUAAAGCUGUGUAUACUUUCCACGGGUUGAUUCUGCGAAGGAAGCCAUUAUAUGUGGCAAUUGCUCAGAGAAAAGAGGAUAGACAAGUACAGUUGCAAGUUAUAUAUGCUCAGCGUAUGGCAGGAUUAUCAGGACCACCAUCACCUGUUAUUCAGGGCGGAUACUCUCAUCUUUAUUAUCCAGCCCCUGGAGUUGUUCCACAGAUACCUGCACAGCCUAGUCUGAUGUAUCAGCAACCAGGAAUCAGGCCGGGAUGGAGGGCUAAUGGCAUUCCAAAUCCUUCUAGACCUGUUCUUCAUCCAUCUCCUGUCACCAUGGCUCCCAACAAUUCAAGGCAAAGACAAAGAGGAAGGAUGAACGGGAAUGUUCUACCACAGUCUGCUGGUCUUACAUACCCAUCACAUUUGCAACGGCCAAUUCACUCUGUGGCUUCAUCUAAAGAUUCAAACAAUCAGCAGCCUAUUUUGAUGUCUGCUGGAGUUGGUGGUAAGGGGUCCGAAAUGUUAAGUAGCUUGCUCGCUGCAGCUCCUCCAGAGAAGCAGAAACAUAUUCUCGGGGUGCGCCUUUUCCCACUGGUUUCUCAUCACCAGCCGGAGCUAGCAGGAAAGAUAACAGGCAUGCUUCUGGAGAUGGACAACAGUGAACUACUAGUUUUGUUGGAUUCUCCAGAGUCACUAGCCCGCAAGGUUGAAGAGGCUGUUCAGGUUCUCAAACUAACAAAGGCCAAAGUGUCCAAUCCAGAUGCUCUGCGUUCAAAUUACCUCUCUGCUGGAGUUGCUGUCAACUGAAGGAUGAUUUUCAUUCUGUUUUCAUAUUUUUCCAACUUCUCGACGCUGAGUUUGGUAGUGACUAUACCUGUUAUUUCCCUUGACAUCACAGCUAUUGCCGUUUACACUCUACAUCAAAACUAGAUACUACAUCUGCAGGCUAUGCUUUACGUCCAUCUUCUAUUCAAACACUGAGGAUAUGUUUAUUAGAGUUAACCGAGCUUUACUUCCAUCUAUUCUAUUCAAACAUGAUAUAUAUGUUUAUUGUACUA